Penicillium samsonianum is the source of this 993-nucleotide messenger RNA. RefSeq names its product glycoside hydrolase family 5 protein. Gene Ontology annotation, molecular function: hydrolase activity, hydrolyzing O-glycosyl compounds. Gene Ontology annotation, biological process: glucan catabolic process. The transcript is spliced from 6 exons. The record is from RefSeq and is a predicted model, not a curated record. The coding region runs from base 1 to 993 and encodes 330 amino acids. Lineage: Eukaryota; Fungi; Ascomycota; Eurotiomycetes; Eurotiales; Aspergillaceae.
AUGAGAUUCGAUCAAAUUGCCCUCCUCGUCGCUGUGGCCGGAUCCGCAGCAGCAGCUCCCCAUGCAAAGAGAGCUUCGCCUUUUAAAUGGUUCGGAACAAGCGAAUCCGGAGCUGAGUUCGGCGAGAAUAACCUUCCUGGUGUCUGGGGAACCGAUUAUAUCUUCCCCGAUGCUAGCACCAUCCAAACAUUGAUUGGAAAAGGAAUGAACAUCUUCCGGGUGGACUUCAGGAUGGAACGGCUGGUACCGAACUCCAUGACAGGCGGGUUUGACGAUGCCUAUCUAAAAAAUCUGACCGCGACGGUCAAAGCCAUCACUGAUGCAGGAUCCCACGCCGUGCUUGAUCCGCAUAACUAUGGAAGAUACAACGGCGAGAUCAUGUCGAGCGCCUCCGACUUCCAGACAUUCUGGAAGAACGUCGCAGGCGAAUUUGCUUCGAAUGAGCUAGUCAUUUUCGAUACAAACAACGAGUACCACGACAUGGACCAAGACCUCGUCCUGAAGCUCAACCAGGCAGCCAUUGACGGCAUCCGCGCAGCGGGGGCAACAAGCCAAUACAUCUUCGUCGAGGGCAACUCUUGGACCGGCGCGUGGACCUGGGUCAACGUGAACGACAAUCUGAAGGACCUGACCGAUCCCCAAAACAAGAUCGUCUACGAGAUGCACCAGUACCUCGACUCGGACGGAUCAGGCACAAGCGGGACAUGUGUGUCGACGACGAUUGGAAAAGAGCGCGUGACGGCCGCGACACAGUGGCUGAAGGAUAACAACAAGGUUGGGGUUAUCGGCGAAUUUGCCGGUGGUGUGAAUGACGAUUGCAAGACGGCGAUUACAGGCAUGCUUGAUUAUCUGGGUGACAACUCAGACGUCUGGCUCGGAGCAUUGUGGUGGGCUGCCGGACCUUGGUGGGGUGAUUAUAUCUUUAGCAUGGAGCCUACCACUGGGCUGGCGUACACGGGUAUGUUGUCGACGCUUGAGCCAUAUUUGGUGUAA